Molecule: messenger RNA, 1632 nt
Organism: Rangifer tarandus platyrhynchus (Svalbard reindeer)
Lineage: Eukaryota; Metazoa; Chordata; Mammalia; Artiodactyla; Cervidae
Source: the annotation of a GenBank genome assembly
AUGUUCAGCUGGCUGAAGCGGGGCGGGGCUCGGGGCCAGCAGCCGGAGGCCAUCCGCACAGUGACCUCGGCCCUCAAGGAGCUGUACCGCGAAAAGCUGCUGCCUUUGGAGGAGCACUACCGCUUCGGGACCUUCCAUUCUCCGGCCCUGGAGGAUGCUGACUUCGACGGCAAGCCCAUGGUGCUGGUGGCCGGCCAAUACAGCACGGGCAAGACCAGCUUCAUCCAGUACCUGCUGGAGCAGGAGGUGCCUGGCUCCCGGGUGGGGCCGGAGCCCACCACCGACUGCUUCGUGGCUGUCAUGCACGGUGAUACGGAGGGCACCGUGCCUGGCAACGCCCUGGUUGUUGACCCGGACAAGCCCUUCCGUAAACUCAACCCCUUUGGGAACACCUUCCUCAACAGGUUCAUGUGCGCCCAGCUCCCCAAUCAGGUCCUGGAGAGCAUUAGCAUCAUCGACACCCCGGGGAUCCUGUCGGGGGCCAAGCAGAGAGUGAGCCGUGGCUACGACUUCCCGGCUGUGCUGCGCUGGUUCGCGGAGCGCGUGGACCUCAUCAUACUGCUCUUCGAUGCUCACAAGCUGGAGAUUUCGGAUGAGUUCUCGGAGGCCAUCGGCGCCCUGCGAGGCCACGAGGACAAGAUCCGUGUGGUGCUUAACAAGGCCGACAUGGUGGAGACGCAGCAGCUGAUGCGUGUCUACGGGGCGCUCAUGUGGGCGCUGGGCAAGGUGGUGGGCACACCCGAGGUGCUGCGCGUCUAUAUCGGCUCCUUCUGGUCCCAGCCACUGCUGGUACCGGACAACCGGCGCCUCUUCGAGCUGGAGGAACAAGACCUUUUCCGGGACAUCCAGGGCCUGCCGCGCCACGCGGCGCUGCGUAAGCUCAAUGACCUGGUGAAGAGAGCCCGGCUGGUGCGGGUUCACGCCUACAUUAUCAGCUACCUGAAGAAGGAGAUGCCCUCCGUGUUUGGGAAGGAGAACAAGAAGAAGCAGCUGAUCCUCAAGCUGCCUGUCAUCUUCGCCAAGAUUCAGUUGGAGCAUCACAUAUCUCCCGGUGACUUCCCGGACUGCCAGAAGAUGCAGGAGCUGCUGAUGGCUCACGACUUCACCAAGUUCCACUCGUUGAAGCCGAAGCUGCUGGAGGCCCUGGAUGAGAUGCUGACCCACGACAUCGCCAAGCUCAUGCCCCUGCUCCGGCAGGAGGAGCUGGAGAGCACGGAUGUGGGUGUGCAGGGGGGCGCUUUCGAGGGCACCCACAUGGGUCCCUUCGUGGAGCGGGGGCCCGAUGAGGCCCUGGAGGACGGCGAGGAGGGCUCGGAUGACGACGCCGAGUGGGUGGUGACCAAGGACAAGUCCAAGUAUGAUGAGAUCUUCUACAACCUGGCGCCGGCUGACGGCAAGCUGAGCGGCACCAAGGCCAAGACCUGGAUGGUGGGUACCAAGCUCCCCAACUCCGUGCUGGGCCGCAUCUGGAAGCUGAGUGAUGUCGACCGCGACGGCAUGCUGGACGACGAGGAGUUCGCCCUGGCCAGCCACCUCAUCGAGGCCAAGCUCGAGGGCCACGGUCUGCCGACCAACCUGCCCCGCCGCCUGGUGCCACCUUCCAAGCGGCGCCACAAAGGCUCGGCCGAGUGA